Papaver somniferum (opium poppy) is the source of this 846-nucleotide messenger RNA. RefSeq lists its product as uncharacterized. The transcript is spliced from 2 exons. Bases 1 to 846 code for a protein of 281 amino acids. Lineage: Eukaryota; Viridiplantae; Streptophyta; Magnoliopsida; Ranunculales; Papaveraceae. The record is from RefSeq and is a predicted model, not a curated record.
AUGAGGUUAGCACAACAACAAAUUCUCUUGCAGAAUAUCACUGAAGAACUAGAUGGACCAGAGAACUACAUCAUCUUUAAAACUGGAUUGCAUCAACCUCCUAGAGGAAAAACCAAAGCUGCUUGUGGCCUUGUUCUAGCCUGGAAAAUCAAUCCAAAGGUCACUAUUCAGGAUUUCUCUAAUUAUCACAUUAGUGCUAUUAUUUUCCCUAGUUAUGGAGACCCUUGGUUGUUCAUGGGAUAUUAUGGUAGUCCUUACACCACUCCUGAAGAAAUCCUUUCUUGGAAAAUGAUAGAAAAUACCGAUGAAGCUAUUCAUCUACCUUGGCUAAUUAUGGGUGAUCUAAAUUUUGUUUUACAUGAACAUGAAAAAUAUAGCCAACAUCCUAUUGAUAACUGUGAAGCUGAUAUUUUCCUGAACAAAAUAGAGGCAGCUAAUCUUACAGAUUUGGGGUACACAAAAUGUCCUUUUACAUGGACUAACAGAAGAAAUGGUAUUCAUCUUACUGAACAAAGGCUUGAUAAGGGGCUAGCAAAUGAAAGUUGGCUUGAUCUGUACCCUAACUCUACCAUAUCCGACCUUGCUGCCAUAGGUUCUGAUCAUAACCCUAUUCUUCUCAAUACCAAUCCCUCUUGGACACCAGGUCACAUCCCUUUCAAAUUCUUUGGUCCCUGGCUUGAUCAUAAAUAUUACAAAACUAUCAUAGAAGAAUGUUGGAAGACUAACCACAAAGGAUCUCUAGCUAUCAAAAUUUAUAGGAAACUAAGAGAUGUUAAAAUAACAUUAAAGAGAUGGAACAAGGAGGUCUAUGGAAACAUUCACACAAACCUGGAAGACAGUACCUAA